AUCAGAUCUGUUCACUGAUAGUGCUCAGUCUUCUCAAUAUGACAUCAUAUACAGACAAAGGAGAAAAGCAUGAACAUGGAAGAUUUCUCCGGUUUCAUUCCAUAACAUUGUGGGUGAGCAAUGCCAAACAGGCUGCCUCGUUUUAUUGCAAUAAAAUGGGGUUUGAGCCCCUGGCCUACAAGGGCCUAGAGACUGGGAAUAGGGAUCUGGUUUAUCACGUUGCCAAACAAGACAAGAUCAUCUUUGUGUUUGUUUCUCCUCUCACUCCUGGAAAUAAAGAGUUUGGAGAACAUUUGGAAAAGCAUGGGGAUGGUGUGAAAGAUGUAGCAUUUGAAGUUGUAGACUGUGACUUUUUGGUUCAGAAAGCCAGAGAAAGAGGAGCGGUGAUAGCAAAGGAGCCGUGGAUUGAGGAAGACAAGUGUGGAAGAGUGAAAUUUGCUAUCAUUCAAACGUAUGGAGACACAACGCACACACUGGUAGAGAAUCUGGACUAUAAAGGUAUCUUCUUACCUGGAUUUAAACCUCCUCUCUUCCUGGAUCCCCUGCUGCACAAACUGCCAAAUUGCAAACUCAACUUUAUUGAUCACGUUGUGGGAAAUCAGCCUGACGAUGAAAUGGUCCCAGUUGUAGACUGGUACCAGAAAACUCUAUUGUUUCAUCGUUUCUGGUCUGUGGAUGACAAACAGCUGCACACAGAUUUCAGUGCGCUGCGCUCUAUUGUGGUCUCUAACUAUGAAGAAACCAUCAAGAUGCCUAUAAAUGAGCCUGCGCCAGGAAAGAGGAAGUCUCAGAUCCAGGAGUAUGUUGAAUAUUAUGGUGGUCCCGGAGUUCAGCACAUUGCUCUUAACACAUCGGACAUUAUUACUGCAAUCACCAACCUAAAAGAGAGGGGAAUGGAAUUCAUGUCUAUUCCAUCCAUCUAUUACCAGACACUGAGGGAAAAUCUGCAGACAGCUAAAAUACAAGUUAAAGAAAAUAUCGACAUUCUGGAGGAGCUGAACAUUCUGGUGGAUUAUGAUGAAAAAGGUUAUUUGCUGCAGAUUUUUACAAAGCCAAUCCAAGACAGGCCGACUCUAUUUCUUGAAGUCAUUCAGCGUAAUAAUCACCAGGGAUUUGGAGCUGGGAACUUUAAAUCACUCUUUGAAGCUAUUGAACAGGAUCAAGCUGCACGUGGAAACCUCACCAUCCUUACUCCAAAUGGGGAGCUGGAAAGCCUAUAGGAACUAUACAAUUUAAAUUAGUUUACAGUAACACCUGCCUAAUAUAUUUUGUGGUCAAUAUA
Nanorana parkeri is the source of this 1282-nucleotide messenger RNA. It is a transcript of the gene HPD, whose product is annotated as 4-hydroxyphenylpyruvate dioxygenase. The record is from RefSeq and is a predicted model, not a curated record. The transcript is spliced from 14 exons. Gene Ontology annotation, biological process: L-tyrosine catabolic process. Gene Ontology annotation, molecular function: 4-hydroxyphenylpyruvate dioxygenase activity. Lineage: Eukaryota; Metazoa; Chordata; Amphibia; Anura; Dicroglossidae. The coding region runs from base 39 to 1220 and encodes 393 amino acids. Gene Ontology annotation, cellular component: Golgi membrane; endoplasmic reticulum membrane.